AUGUGCUCCCGUGGGACCUGCCACGACUAUGAGUCCUCCUGCCACAGCUCCCGGUCCUCGUGCCAUGGUGCUCGGUCCUCCUGCCACGACUCGGGACCCUCCUGCCAUUACACCAUCCAGAGGCAACCCGUGCAGAAGUACACCUAUGUGUCGCCGUGCUGCCCCCCAGUGAAGCAGUACUGCCCCCCUUUGCUGCAGUACUGCCCCCCGGUGAAGCAAUACUGCCCCCCAGUCCCGUGCUGUCCCCAGUACACCAAGAACAUCUGCAAGCUGCCCCCACAGUGCCCCAAGUACUAG
Molecule: messenger RNA, 297 nt
Organism: Rhea pennata
Lineage: Eukaryota; Metazoa; Chordata; Aves; Rheiformes; Rheidae
Gene: SPRR5
Product: small proline rich protein 5
Exons: 1
Coding region: 1-297 (98 amino acids)
Source: RefSeq, a predicted model, not a curated record